AUGGAUGACUUGGUCGACAUCAUCACACUCGAGAAUCUCGAGCAAAAGCUGCCGCAAUGGAAUCCCUCCAGCCCUAGCCACUUUCAUGCUCUCGUGGAUAUGGGAAGCAAUGGCAUCCGGUUUUCCAUCCUGGACCUCUCCCCUCCUCAGACCCGGUUGCUGAGGUGUGUCUACCGUGAAAGGGCAGCAAUUUCUCUGUUUGAUGCCCUCAGUGGGCCUUCGUUGCUGUUUCCCGAUGAGACGAUCCAUCUCGUUUCGAAAACGUUGGCACGCUUCCGGUCGAUCGCUAUCGAUGACUAUGGCGUCCCUCCCAACCAGCUGAGGGUUUUUGCUACGGAGGCUAUGCGUCGAGCACAGAACGCAAAGGCCAUGCUAGAGGCCAUCGGAGCCGCGUCGCCGGGCUUAUCCGUGUCCAUUCUCGCGCCUCCGGUUGAGACUCUCUUCGGCUCGGUGGGCGCUUGCUCUGGUUUUGUCGACGUGAAGGGCCUGUUCCUUGAUCUCGGCGGGGGAAGCGUCCAGAUGACUUAUCUAGACUCCGGUACCGCAAAGUCUCAAGCGCAGGAUGGAGCCGUCGGUCCGGAAGUGGCCGCAGCACUCGCGGGACAGAGCCUACCCUUCGGUGCGGCCCGUCUGAUUAAGAUUCUCAACAGCAGCGACGCUGAGGUCAAAACAUCCGAGCUUUCUCUUCUUCACAACGGCAUGAGCGAAGCGUUCAAAACGCUCUGUGCCCAAUUUCCUACGCUUGCCGCAGCCGCGGAGGCUCAGCAGAGCCGCGCUGGAACCGGCGGUAACACGCCUCCGGGUAUCGACGUCUAUCUUUGCGGCGGCGGCUUCCGAGGAUACGGGAGCAUGCUCAUGCGCAGGCAUCCCAUUCAGCCUUACCCGAUACCCUCUAUUGGCGCCUUCAAAGUCUCGGGCGAGUUGUUUGGUGACACCAAGGAACUACUCAAGUUCAACGAGUCCCACGAAGGGAAAGUUUUCGGCAUGUCUAAACGCAGACGUCUCCAGUUUCCUGCCAUUGUUGCCGUGGUGGAUGCCCUCAUCGCCGCCGUGCCCCCUAUCCGUUCUGUCACAUUCUGUGCGGGCGGAAACCGUGAGGGAGUGUUGAUGAUGAGCCUGCCACCGGACAUUCGAUACAGCAACCCACUUGAUUGCCCUCUCGAUACCACCCAGGGCUCCUUAGCCCUACCACCCAAGCCGGUAUCAGCAAGCGUUCAAGACGUUCUUGACGCAUUGCAGUCAGCGUUCCCGGAAAGCGUGGACCUGGCCACUACAACCACUGUCUUCGGCCUGCAGCUCGGCACACUCUACGCUCAGGAAAUCUGGAACGGUUUGGGAUCCGACGCCGAGAAGAACGCUUCCGCCGCGCUACACCAUGCCGCUAGCUCUCCUGAACAACCCGGGCUGACCCAUUUAGCCCGUGCCGUGUUGGGCGUUACGACACGUGCCCGAUGGGGAGCGGGUCUAGCCCCCGUGGAUGAGCAACUUGAGAACAGCCUUCGAGCUUUGAUAGAAUCUGCGGAUCCAGCUGCGAACUUCUGGGCCGAUUAUACCGGAGCCGUGACCGCCGCGGUGGUGGCUCUGGUCAAACGAUGGCCGUCGUCAAAACAAGCCAUCCAAGAUAAAAUCAGGUUCCGGUCAACCGUGGAAGACGGAAACCCCUUCCAUAUCAAGCUGCAAAUAUUCGUCAACGAGACCGCCACGGCUGGACUCGACUUCGAUGAGAUCGUCGAUUUGUUUAAAAGUCUGAAAAAGUACAAACACGGCGGGAAGCAGGUUCUCGUCAAUGUUGCAACUUUCCCCUGA
Molecule: messenger RNA, 1806 nt
Organism: Dichotomopilus funicola
Lineage: Eukaryota; Fungi; Ascomycota; Sordariomycetes; Sordariales; Chaetomiaceae
Product: Ppx/GppA phosphatase family-domain-containing protein
Exons: 3
Coding region: 1-1806 (601 amino acids)
Biological process (GO): regulation of transcription by RNA polymerase II
Source: RefSeq, a predicted model, not a curated record